Molecule: messenger RNA, 1082 nt
Organism: Helobdella robusta
Lineage: Eukaryota; Metazoa; Annelida; Clitellata; Rhynchobdellida; Glossiphoniidae
Exons: 4
Coding region: 1-975 (324 amino acids)
Source: RefSeq, a predicted model, not a curated record
AUGGGAUCGCAAGGAUUGCCAGGUUAUACAGGUGCAACGGGGCCUGUGGGUUUACCGGGAGCAACGGGUCAUACAGGGAGCUUCGGAUCUCCAGGUGCUCCUGGUGUUCCGGGCCUACCUGGUCCUAUGGGGAAAGCUGGUGCUGGAGGUCCUCCAGGUCAAGCCGGGGCAGAUGGAUUGGUCGGUGCUACAGGAGAUACUGGAAACACGGGAAUGAUUGGUCCAUAUGGAUACCCUGGUCCCGUUGGAGACACUGGUUUCACAGGAGCUACAGGUUAUACAGGAUUUACGGGAGCUAGAGGUCCCAAGGGUACCAGGGUAUCAACUGUAUCCCCAGGAUCAACAGGGUGGACAGGUCCGAACCAGGCUACCGGAUCUUCAGGACCACCUGUGGAAAUUCCAAAUUGGAAUGAUUCUGGCAACUACACUGAUUCGUUGAAAAACUGCGCAGUUGGCACACCGAUGCUGUCCGACUUCCAAAAAGUUCAUGAAUUGAUGCAAAAGAGCAAGGACUUCACUUCGAUUUACAACCAGCGAAUCAGCGGCAUCAACCAAAGACUGAAUAAUGUCUACGACAGAUUUUCAGUAGUUAUGAGCUAUUAUCUCGAAAAAAUGAAUAUUUCAGGAGUGACUAAUAUAGGCGAUACUGGCAGCAAUGGCGUAAAUGGUCCCACCGGAUUCCCAGGUUUAAUAGGAAAAGUUGGAAAUUCUGGAGGAAUAGGAUGGACAGGGCUGAAAGGAAGAAAUGGAGCUACCGGAUUCACCGGAGCAACAGGUUUGCCGGGACCGGACGGUCUUGUUGGUUCUCAGGGUGGCACAGGUAAUACCGGCCUCGUAGGGGAAAAAGGAGAUACUGGAGGCACGGGAUAUACCGGUUCACCUGGACCAGGUGGAUCAAAAGGUGCAAGGGGUGAACCUGGGUAUCAGGGACAGCCUGGAUUCAUGGGAUCUACUGGGAUGAUUGGCCCAGUUUGAAAAAAUCCUGUUAGAUCUGCUUGAAGAAAAUAAAACUUAUGACGCUUUUCAUUUAUUGAUACAAAUAUUUUUAGCAUUUAGAUAUUUUAGAAUAAAAUCAUUGCAUG